GCCGUGAGCCGCUAGAUCGGGAAGGGAUGUGGGAGUCCCGAUCCUUCAGGAGGGCGCUUCGGGGAAGGGAGGAGACCCAGGUGCACCACCCGCUGCUGACACUCAGGCUCGGUCCUUCCCUCUCCUGUGUUUGACCUUCCAGGAAUCCCAGGACCGGAGGCUCUCCGAGAAGGCCCAGAUCCCUCUGCUCCUCAUGGGCUGCUGCCAGGCCUGGCACAACCUGCAUCUCUGUCUGGCCCACCACCCACCUCUGGUCUGUGCCAAUCUGAUCUUGCUGCUCCUUGGCCUCUCAGGCCUGGGCCUGGGAGGCUUCCUUCUCACCCAUAGGACUGGUCUGCGCAGCCCUGACAUCCCUCAGGACUGGGUCUCCUUCUUGAGGUCUUUUGGCCAGCUGACUUUGUGCCCUGUGAAUGCGACAGUCACAGAGAAGUCGCAAGGGUCUCAUAUCUCUCACAUCGUGGGGUUGCUGACCACCUUGAAAUUUGAAGAUGGUCCAGACCGGAACAAGACUAAAACAUUCCAAGCCAAGAUCCCAGGUAGUCAGAUGGGAUUGAAAGGAUCUUCUGCAGAGGAGCUAAUCCUCAUCACAGCCAGGGUGACCACAGAAAGGACUCCAGGAACCUGUCUGUAUUUUAGUGCUGGCCCCGGAAUCCUGCCCUCCAGCCAGCCACCCAUAUCCUGCUCUGAAGAGGGAGCAGGAAAUGCCACACUGAGCCCCAUGAUGGAUGAGGAAUGUGUCACGGUCUGGAGCCAUGAAGGCCUUGUGCUUACCAAGCUGCUCACCUCGGAGGAGCUGGCACUGUGUGGCUCCAGGCUGCUGGUCUUGGGCUCUUUCCUGCUCCUCUUUUGUGGCCUUCUGUGCUGUGUCUCUGCUUCAUGCUUCCUACCACGCCGCUGGGAGUCCCACUGGUCCAGAACCCGGCUCUGAGGGUGACAGCCAAGUCCUGCCUUGUUCUCAGGUGUGAAUCAACUUCUUGGACCUUGGCUCUGAGAUGGAAGAAAUGUUACAAAAAAUGAAGUGCUGGAAUAUGGGGAAAAAUAAGACUUUUUGUCCAGUAUUGCCUAAAAUGUUUUUGGGUCUUGGAUUGAGUUCUAAUGUGUUUAGACAGGUUUAAGAGGUUUGGGGGAUUUUUUCUUGUUGACUUUAGUUUGGGGUACAGGUUGACACAGGGUUUAGGUUACUAUAGCUCUUUCCAUAAUUGUGACUUGACUUUGGAAAAUACUUGGAUUUGAUCUCAGCUUUUUUUUUUUUUUUUAACUGGAGAUUGAAUUCAGAGCCUUCACACCAAGCUACAUCUCCAGAUCGUUUUAUUUGAGACAACCCAUGGACCCUUCUUAGCCUGGGAUGGAAAGGAGUCACUAAAUUGCCCAGAUGGGGCUGGAACCUGGAAUCCCUGUCCCAUGCUCUCGGAGAUUACAAGUGUGGGAUUUCAAGAGUGCUGCCACCUUGCCUGACAGAUCUACAUUUUGUGUUGUCUCCUUCCACGAAAUAAAAUUGAUAAUUCCAACCA
This is a messenger RNA of Cavia porcellus (domestic guinea pig), 1511 nucleotides long. RefSeq names its product transmembrane protein 219 (gene Tmem219). Bases 194 to 928 code for a protein of 244 amino acids. The record is from RefSeq and is a predicted model, not a curated record. The transcript has 6 exons. Lineage: Eukaryota; Metazoa; Chordata; Mammalia; Rodentia; Caviidae.